UGUAUUCCCUCAGUGACAAGCACGCCCUUGCCUAUUAGCUGCACUAAUAAGACCACCUAUGCGAGAAUACUUAGAGAAGAGGAAGAAAUAGACAUAAUCUUCAAUAUCGCUAUUAGUGCGGCCAACUGGGCCCUGCUUACUGGCUAUCUGGUAGCUCCUGGUAUAUUUACCUCGCUUCAAAGCUCCGAUGAGGUGGAGCGUGCUUUGCAAGCUAACAAAGCCGGUCGGACGGUGUUGCAUAUAAUCCAAAAUCCCCUAUUACUCUCUGUCGCCUAUUAUCUCUUCCUCGGUGGUAUUGCGGCUUUCGUAUGGCUUCUGCAUUUUCCGAAGCUCAGAGGUAAUUACAUAUGGUUGGUCAAUAAGCUUUUUGCCAGUGUCGUUAAACGCUGUUGCUGGGAUAUUAACCACAAUAAUCAACGUCUGUGCAUCUCAAGGAGGAGAUUAGUCCGUAAUGGCUAUUGUAACAACAGUUGUUACUGGGACGACUCUCCUUGUCUCCGUGGCUCUGCUGUGCGUUUACAAGUUCUACUUGUUGAAGAAGGUUAA
Penicillium maclennaniae is the source of this 546-nucleotide messenger RNA. RefSeq lists its product as uncharacterized. The transcript has 2 exons. The annotation marks the transcript as partial. The record is from RefSeq and is a predicted model, not a curated record. Lineage: Eukaryota; Fungi; Ascomycota; Eurotiomycetes; Eurotiales; Aspergillaceae.